ACAAAGAAACGAAUAAUCUGGAUCGUGGACACAUCUAAAACCCUAAAAACCCAUUUGGUUGAAUAACCCGCCUCCAAAGCGAACAAUCAAAGAUCUCAUCUCAUUUUCCCCCAGGAGCUAUGAGGAGAGUUACCGGACUCGCUGCGCGCACCAUCUCAUCCUCCGUCGCCGUCCAUCCACGCCUCGCUCAUACCACAGCGAUGAUGACCACGAUUCCUUCUUCGGAGCCUCCGUCCCCGAGAUUUGGUGGUCUACCCACGCCGUCUUUUGCCGGCGGAGUCGCUGGGAUUGUUUUCUUUUCCGCCGCUGCCGCAUCGUCCCUUGGUCAGGAAGUCCACGCCAAGGAGAUGUCCCAUAAAUUCAACCCUAAAGAGGUGGUUCUGUAUCAGUACGAGGCUUGCCCUUUCUGCAAUAAGGUCAAAGCCUUCUUGGAUUUCAACAAGAUUCCAUACAAGAUUGUUGAAGUGAACCCUUUGUUUAAGAAAGAAAUCAAAUGGUCUGAUUACAAGAAGGUGCCAAUCCUUACUGUUGACGGUGAACAGUUGGUUGAUUCUUCAGUGAUUAUCGAUAGCUUAUUCCAAAGGAUGCACCCUGGAAUUUCAAAGUCUGAAGAUGAUGAAGAGACGAUAUGGCGCAAGUGGGUGGACAAUCACCUUGUGCAUAUUUUGUCACCAAACAUAUACAGGAGUACUUCAGAGGCUCUAGAGUCCUUUGACUACAUCACCACCCAUGGAAAUUUCAGUUUCACGGAAAGAUUAGUGGCAAAGUAUGCAGGAGCAACGGCAAUGUACUUUGUGUCAAAGAAACUGAAGAAGAAAUAUAACAUAACAGAUGAACGUGCAGCUCUUUAUGAUGCUGCUGAGACAUGGGUCGAUGCCUUGAAUGGGCGUCCAUUCCUCGGUGGUUCAAGACCAAACUUAGCCGAUCUCGCAGUAUUUGGUGUCUUGAGGCCUAUAAGGUACCUUAGAUCGGGUAAGGAUAUGGUGGACAACACGCGCAUAGGUGAAUGGUUUUCUCGUAUGGAGAACACGGUCGGAGAGCCUUCUGGGAUCAAAGAGUAAAGGAGUUUGCUUUGAUUUAUAUAUCUCUAAUAAGAAAAUGAAUUGCAUAAUAUUUCGCGUAUUUCAUGGCCUAAUAAUAUCUUACGUUUUAGAACUAGAGAAAGAAACCAAAGUAAAAAACUUCUCUUGUGAAUGGGGAUUUAAAGUACUGUGACAUGCAUGGUUUUGUCAUUCUUGCUUUUGCUAAAAAGUCGUUUGUUGGAUUUUCUCUUAUUGAACUGUUGAAUCAGUAAUACAACA
Messenger RNA from Brassica rapa (field mustard), 1301 nucleotides. RefSeq names its product prostaglandin E synthase 2. Gene Ontology annotation, molecular function: prostaglandin-E synthase activity. The record is from RefSeq and is a predicted model, not a curated record. Gene Ontology annotation, cellular component: mitochondrion. NCBI's taxonomy places the organism in Eukaryota, Viridiplantae, Streptophyta, Magnoliopsida, Brassicales, Brassicaceae.